Rhineura floridana is the source of this 5088-nucleotide messenger RNA. RefSeq names its product MCF.2 cell line derived transforming sequence-like 2 (gene MCF2L2). Gene Ontology annotation, cellular component: cytoplasm. Gene Ontology annotation, biological process: intracellular signal transduction. The record is from RefSeq and is a predicted model, not a curated record. NCBI's taxonomy places the organism in Eukaryota, Metazoa, Chordata, Lepidosauria, Squamata, Rhineuridae. Bases 16 to 3276 code for a protein of 1086 amino acids. The transcript has 27 exons. Gene Ontology annotation, molecular function: guanyl-nucleotide exchange factor activity.
AUAACAGUAGGAGAAAUGAAGUCUUACCACAAUUUCCUGAAGGAGUGCACAAAACUGGAGAAGAUGGCUGGGACAGAUGAAAUCAUGCAACAGGAGAUCAGGCCUCUCGUUGCUGUGGAUAUCAUAGAGCAGCUUCACCGGCAGUUUGCUAUCUUGUCAGGAGGAAGAGGGAAAGACGGGGCACCAAUCAUCACUUUCCCUGAGUAUGCAGGUUUCAGUGAGAUCCCCGAGGAGGAUUUUCUGAAUGUUGUGACAUAUUUAACUAGCAUUCCCAGUCUGGAGGCUGCCAGCAUCGGGUUCAUCAUCGUCAUCGACAGACGGCGGGACAAAUGGAGCGCGGUAAAGGCAUCCCUCACACGAAUUGCUGGAGCAUUUCCCGGGAAUCUGCAGUUGGUCUUCGUCCUGCGGCCAUCCCGUUUCAUCCAAAGGGCAAUCGCUGACAUUGGCAUCAAACUGUAUCACAAUGACUUUAAAAUGAAGGUACCGAUCAUCAUGUUAAACUCGGUUUCUGACCUACAUGGUUACAUCGACAAAAGUCAGCUUACCCGGGAAUUAGGGGGAACCUUGGAAUAUGGACAUGGUCAGUGGAUACACCAUCGGACUGCCAUUGAGAAUUUUGCCAUGACAGUGAAAACCACAGCGCAGAUGUUACAGACUUUUGGGACGGACUUGGCAGAGACAGAACUCCCCAAUGAUGUGCAGUGUACAGAGGAGCUCCUGUCUUCCCACACGGAGCAGCACCACAAGCUGAAGGACGAGCUGAAACUUGCGGUGAAGCAAGGGGCCACGCUGUUGACUUGUAUCAGAGAGCCUGUCACACGAAGUGCCACCAGCAAACUGAGCCCGGACGAGCUUGAAAACGUGGCAACUGUGGAAAGGUUGCUAGCUCAGUUGGAUGAAACAGAGAGAGCCUUUGAUCAGUUCUGGUCCAAGCACCACCUAAAACUUGAACAGUGCUUGCAGCUCCGACACUUUGAGCAGGAUUUCAGAGAGGUCAAACUGGCCCUGGACAACCUGAUGGAAGUGCAAGCAGGUUUCACGGAUAUAGGAGACAGCAUCUCCCGUGUGGAGCACAUUCUGAGGGAGCGGAAGCAAUUAGAAGAGAGAGGACAGGAGCCCUUGGAAAAAGCCCAGUCCUUAGCGCUCCUUGGAGACCAGCUGAUUCAAAACAACCAUUAUGCAAUUGACUCCAUUAGACCAAAGUGUGUUGAACUCAGGCGUAUCUGUGAUGACUUUGCCAAUGAGAACAAGAAAAAUUAUGAUAUUUUAGGGAAGUCGCUAGAAUUGCACAAGCAAUUAGAUAAGGCAAGCCAAUGGUGUGAAGCUGGAAUCUACCUCUUAGCUUCCCAAGCAGUAGACAAGUGCCAGUCACAAGAGGGAGCUGAAACCGCUCUAUGUGAUAUAGAGAGAUUCCUGGAAACCACCAAGGAUCACCAGCUGUUGAACGCAAAGGAGUUCUACAAUCAGUUUGAUAUGAUUCUCACCCCAGAGAUAAAGAGCAAUGCCCAAAGAGUUCUACAAAAACUAGAAGAUGUACAAGAAAUGUUUGGCAAGAGGCAAGUUAGCCUGAAGAAGUUGGCAGCAAAGCAGACCCGGCCAGUGCAACCCGUUGCCCCGCAUCCUGAGUCAUCCCCAAAGCGAGCCUCUCCCAAAAGCAUCCGACCAGCCACUUUAGCUGCCAACAGGAGAUCAGCAGAAAUUUCUAGUCCUCCCAAAUCCAUCUCUGAAGCAGACUUAUCAAAAAAGAAAAGCAUAAAGAAGACGAAAGGUGGAAUUAAGAUUGAAGUGAUGCAUGAAGCAAGUCAGGGAGGUUCCAGCAGAGUCUUAGUGAUGAGCGAAAGUGAAGAAAAUCUUUCCACCAGGAGGAGCCAUAUAAUAAAUGAACUGAUAGAAACAGAACGGGUUUAUGUAGAGGAACUUCAAAGCAUAAUAGAGGGCUAUUCAUCUGAAAUGGACAAUCCUGAUUUAAUUCAUUUGAUCCCAACGGCGGUUUCAAACAAGAAAGAAGUACUUUUCGGAAACCUCUCAGAGAUUUACGAAUUUCACAACAGAAUCUUCCUCAAAGAGCUGGAAAAUUGCAUUGAAAAUCCAGAGCUUCUUGGUCGGUGCUUUUUAAAAAGAAAAGAAGAUCUCCAAAUAUAUGAAAAAUAUUGUCAAAACAAGCCAAGGUCAGAAGCUCUCUGGAGACAGUGUGGAGACAGUAUCUUCUUUCAGGAAUGUCAGCGGAAACUGGACCAAAAACUCUCACUUGAUGCUUAUCUCUUGAAGCCAGUCCAGAGGAUUACUAAAUACCAGCUGCUUUUAAAGGAAAUGCUGAAAUGCAGCAAGAAUUCGGAAGGCACUGCUGAACUAGAAGAAGCUCUAGCCACAGUGCUUGAUAUCAUCAAGUCGGCGAAUGACUCCAUGCACCAGAUAGCAAUUACGGGUUAUGAGGGAGAUGUGCAUGAGCUUGGCAAAUUGCUACUGCAAGGCUCCUUCAACGUUUGGACAGAUCACAAAAAGGGUCACAACAAAGUAAAAGAUUUAGCCAGGUUCAAGCCAAUGCAGAGGCAUCUCUUUCUAUAUGCAAAAAUCCUCCUCUUUUGCAAAAAGCGGGAAGAAAAUACAGAUGGCCACGAGAAGACUCCUUCGUACAGCUUCAAAAAUUCUCUAAAGAUGAGCACCGUUGGUAUUACUGAAAAUGUUAAAGGUGAUAACAAAAAGUUUGAGAUCUGGUACAACGGCAGAGAAGAAGUCUAUAUUAUUCAGGCUGCUUCUGUGGAGCUGAAGAACACUUGGGUUUCCGAGAUUAGAAAAGUCCUGACGGGCCAACUGGAAGCUUGCAGAGAGGCAAGCCAACUGCACCAAAGAAUCACUGAGAGUGUGUAUCAUGCACCAAUGAAUUCAGUCAACUCCUCCAGGUAUGGCAGGAAGUCAAUGAGUUUGUGUGAAAACAAAUCGGACCUUUCAAGCCUGGAGAUGUCUAAUAAUCGGGACCGGAACAUCAGCCCCAGUGCCAGACAAAAAAGAGAUCCAGAAUCUAAAGAGAGAGAUGUAAACCGCCGCUUUUCCUUAGCUUCCUCCAUCAGCACCACAACUAACACAUCUGCUCUAACCAAAGGUACAGUCCUGCUAACACUUAGCUGCCUUCCUUCCUCUGUUGACAUUGGUACAAAAGCGGUGGCACUGAAACCUUCCAGCUUGAACCUACAGUCUGUUCUGCAAGACCAAGAGGAGAAAGGGUCAGGCGCAAGACCUCCGAUAUGGAGCUGCACCACCAGGAUAUGGCCCCAGUGAAGCAAGAGGGAACAGUCUUGAACUGCAAGCAGAUACGCAUAAUUCCAAAGCCUGCUGCGGAAACACUCACUACAUUUCUGAGAAAAGGACUCACCUUCUUACCUGGCUUGAGCUCAUUGGGAAGGGAGUUGUUCUUUUGGUUCGGAGCAGAAUCUGAAUAGUGCUGAUUGGUUGGCUCUUUUGUCAAUCAUGAAGCACCCACCCCCAGCUUCAAAACUGGGCUUUGCACAGUGCUGAGUGGCUAUCUCCUGAAUCCCUAUCCCGUCUAAGAGCUGUUUUCAAAAUGUGUGUGUGUGACAGAGGGAAAUCUAAAAAUAAUAACCAAGCCCUGUACAAAUGUAUAUGUUGUGAUGGAGGUGCAAUUGAAGAGGAGGAAGAAGACUGUGUUCUGUGAUCUUGCUGCUUCUUACAGUAUGCCAUUUGGUUAUUGCAGCGUAUUAGGGGGUAUUUCUGGUGAUUCGUGGAUGGAUUUCCAUCAAAAUAUUUCCAGAUAAAAAAUGGUAGUUCCAUGUGAUGUGAAAUCAACAUUGAGCAAACUUAAGUGGGUUAAAAACACCCCAAGGGAAAUGUAGCAUUUAUCAACUUGAGUUCUUUCGGUCAAAAUAUUAGCAGACAUGGAGAGCAUAUCAUCCAUUGCUGGGGUAUUUGCCUGUGAUCAGAUGAAAUGAUGAGUUUCAUGCCUUCAAAUUGUCAGGUGUUAGCUAUACUUCUCAUGUUAACCCAAACUUGUCACAGUGGGCAUCAUACAUGUGUUAGAAGGUGUGGCAGUAUUAGGUAUAAGUCUACUCUUGUGUGUGUUCUGCUUUCCUUUAGAAUUGCAGAUAAUCAAAAAAUGCAAGGCAUUUGGUGAUUUUGUGGCAAAGCACAGUAUGUUUUUUCCCCUACCAUCUUUGCAAGCUAACUUUUAAAAAAUAUUAGAAUCACUUCAUUAGUAAUUGUGUAUGCUAAGGUAAGCUAGACAUUGCCCUCUAUUGCUAAAACCUGUUCCUUUCCAUGCCAAGAAAGCAGUGUGAACAUCUAACUGUAUUUCGAUUCUUGUCAUCUGCAAACUUCACACAGGUCCCCUUGUUCCUGCAGUUAAAGUCAAGAGGCAUGAAAUUAAAAGCGACCCAACUCCUCUGGGUUUCGAAGGUACACAUCUAUAGACUUGAUGCAUGAGCCACUUUGUUGGCAGUCCUUUGAUUGUAUCACUGAUGGAACACUCAUACUUUCAUCAUCACUAGCACAUUACAUGUGGGAGAGAGCAUAUGGACUUCUGAAUCAGUGUAUCAGAUCAUUUUCAGUUUCUGGAAGAACCAUUUGUCAUCAUUUCAUUACCUGUUCCGCAUGUGUCUGAUCUGCCUGCCAAGUUCCAGUUAGGGCAAGGUUUUAUAUAUAUAUUGGUGGCAAUGGGUGGGGAGGAAUUUCAUAAUCUUUUCCCAGCGCUAGGACUGGACUUUGUUACUUCAGCAGUGGGCUGGGCUGCAACUUCCUCUUCAGUUCAUUCCAAAUGAAGAUCAGAGUUAAAACUGAAGCAGAGAGAAAAAAUUUAAAUAACCCCUUACCUGUCAAGUACUGUGUGAAAAAUGAACCAAACGAGAAGGUCUUACACGUUUCUGGAACAAUUGCUAUCAUUCCAUGCAUUCCACUUUUUAGUAAAAAAACAAAGGGCCUCAGAAUGGGUAACAGAAACAUUAACAUUACCAAAACAACAACAUCCACACAGCAACAGACCAUUUGAAAUGCAAAACACUAAAGCCAGCAUCAAGAUAACAUUCACAAUAAUAAAAAUAAUUAACAAAAAUGAUAGCAGGCCCCACAAUCACUCCCAGU